Necator americanus (New World hookworm) is the source of this 582-nucleotide messenger RNA. RefSeq lists its product as uncharacterized. Lineage: Eukaryota; Metazoa; Nematoda; Chromadorea; Rhabditida; Ancylostomatidae. Gene Ontology annotation, biological process: tRNA splicing, via endonucleolytic cleavage and ligation. The transcript has a single exon. The record is from RefSeq and is a predicted model, not a curated record. Gene Ontology annotation, cellular component: tRNA-splicing ligase complex. Bases 1 to 582 code for a protein of 193 amino acids.
AUGACCACUACAGUGCGGAGAGAACGGAGACCAGCAUCAAUAUCAGAAAACGUAGCAGACCUCCACUUAGCGAAACGCUCCCGAAAAUCGGAAGGCAUCGAAAUGGACUUUGAGGAAGGCGAAGCUGAGCAAAUGCUCGAAGGUUGCAGCAAUGGCGACUCAGGUUAUCGUUAUUUAGAGCAUCCAGCGGACGUGCAGGUGCAUGCUUGGGGUCCUGACCUUGCUAAAGCUGUCGCGCAGGCAGUGACAGCAAUGUACGGCUACAUGACGGAGUUGAACAAGGUCGAUGAGCAGUUUACAAUGUUUUAUUCAGCUAAGGCUAGUGACCUGCAAGGCUUGGUACAUGCGAUCAUGGAAGAAGCCCUUUGUGGAUUCCAAUCGGAGCCGUUCUUUGUCGGCAAGGCAGUUGUUGUCGACAAGCUGGAUCUAGAAAAGUUCACAGCUGAUUUCCAAGUGGCUGGGGAAUGUUUUGAUCUGGCGAAACACACCCAACUGACUGAUGUCAAGGCAGUUACUUAUUCCAACAUGCAAAUACACCAAAAGGAUGAUCACUGUGAUAUUUUUGUUAUUCUGGAUAUAUAG